Messenger RNA from Capronia epimyces CBS 606.96, 1737 nucleotides. RefSeq lists its product as uncharacterized. The transcript is spliced from 6 exons. Lineage: Eukaryota; Fungi; Ascomycota; Eurotiomycetes; Chaetothyriales; Herpotrichiellaceae. Gene Ontology annotation, cellular component: nucleus. Gene Ontology annotation, molecular function: zinc ion binding; sequence-specific DNA binding. Gene Ontology annotation, biological process: positive regulation of transcription by RNA polymerase II; DNA-templated transcription. The record is from RefSeq and is a predicted model, not a curated record. Bases 1 to 1737 code for a protein of 578 amino acids.
AUGUUCCCGCCAGACGGCCCUCUCCACAUUCGUCAGACUCGAUCACCAAUCCCCUGGUCUCCCAGACAUCAACUUACGUCCGAGACUCGGUGGGAAGAUAUCCGAGUGUUCAGCCACCUUCAGGAAUCAGUGCCACAGAACCAGGCUUCCUCAAUCCCAGUGAACGUCGACGGGACUGCCUAUCAAUUAGAGUACACUUGUUCGACCUCCGACGCAGCUCCGGACACCACUGAUCUUCCCUCUAUCGAUUACACACUGUAUCUCAUGAACGCGGUGAAAUUUCACACCUGUCAGAUGUUUCGUCCAUUCGACGAGGAGGAAUUUACUCGUCACCUCUACGAAUUUCACGAACAAGGCACAGCCAAGAUCCAGACCUCCAGGCUGUGGUUUGUCCAAUUUUUACUGAUCGUAGCCCUCGGAAAGGCCGUGGUCGUCGUGGUCAAGGACCCGACGACGGCGCCGGGUUCGGCGUGGUUUCAACGCGCCAUGUCCAUCCUCCCGGAUUUUGUUCGUCUUCUACGGGAGCCCAACCUGGCUGUUCAGGUCCUCUGCCUGGUCGCCUUGUACCUCGUGUCAAUCGACAUGAAAGAGGCGGCAUAUGGAUAUGUGGGUCAGGCCGUCCGGAUUUGCUUGCUUGAAGGUCUUCAUCGCGAAAGUCCAAGGCAAGUCAUGGGUGAUCGACUGGCAAAUCACCAUCGAGACAUAUGGUGGACCGUCUAUAUCCUCGACCGCCGUCUUUCAUGCAUGAUCGGUGCCCCUUGUUCAAUCCAGGAUUCCGACAUCACCUGUCCCCUCCCAGCGGUGGACGAUCGGUCGCAGCGAGGGGCAGUGCUCAAUAUCCAUGUUAAAAUCUCCAGGUUAAUGGCCCAGAUUCUGAACUCUGUUUACAGCGUCGAGCGCCUGAGUCGCCCGUUCGUCAAAGUGGUUCAGGCCGCUCUCCGGGACAUGGCAGCCAUGGCUCACGAAAUGGAUGCUAUCUUCACCUCUGCGGCUUAUGGCUCCGUUGGCGCCGUCUCGACAGUCGCCGGUCACAUUAAUUUGUCAUAUCAUCAGUGCAUCCUUCUCGCUACGCGACCGCUCUUACUCCACCUGUUGAUUGCUCGGUUGAAGGGCACGUUCAAUCCGCAGGAUUUGGAGAAGACACUUCGGCCGCAGACAAAGUACCUCUUAAAGACUUGUCUCCAGUCUACCCGAACCACACUCAAAAUCCUAGUCACCCUAUAUGAACAUCAUCUCCUGGAUUCGUUCCUCCCCUUUGACCUUGAAAGCGUCUUUUCUGCUGCAUUCAUCAUUACUAUGGCGGCCGCCGUUGUCCCUUCCAUGAUCUCAGAUGCUGCCGCAUAUAGGACCAUAAGCUAUCGGAUCAUAGACUAUAUGAUUCGCAAAGGCAGUGUCCCUGCCCAGCUCAGGAAGAAGGAAUUACUUUGUCUCGAACAGAUGAUCCGACCUUUGUUGGGUAGUGAAGGCCCCCGGCCACUUGGGGCCCUCGACCAUGUGGAGCAAAUUACGAACUCUUUCAGCCCAGACACCGGCAUCUUCGGUGGCUGGAUCGCCGCUCCUGGAGAGAGUGGCCUAAGUCCGGCGCAAAUGUUGAACAUUGCCGACCAGUUGGAGCCUCAGGUCCAAGGGUCCGCAUCUACCGGUGGCGACCUUGGUGUUGACCAUGACUGGGCAAUGACGAGUCCCUGGACUUGGUGGUUCGAGCUGCAAAGUGAGCAAGAACACCGCUUCUUCUGA